AUGGGUUCGUGGGGUCUUCCGAAACGGACGCUAUCAUCUCAGUUGCGAGUUAUCGUCACCGGCGGCCAUGCUACCGGCAGCAAACUGCACCAAACCCAUGAGAUUCGUGCAGUUGAAAAAGAGGCCAAAGCAAGGAGGACAGCUAGGGUGAUGAGCGAUGCUCCUUGCCCUGAAGACAAACAACUGAUUGGUGCUGUGGAGAUGCUGGGCACCGGAAUCAAUCUCACCCGAGCGAAAGAUAUGAUUAUGGUAGACCCCUGCUUCAUACCGGCAUACGAAAACCAGGCAAAGAAGUGCAUCAAUCGGUGGGGCCAAAAGACACCCAUGACGUUUACCGGCUAG
Molecule: messenger RNA, 342 nt
Organism: Aspergillus brunneoviolaceus CBS 621.78
Lineage: Eukaryota; Fungi; Ascomycota; Eurotiomycetes; Eurotiales; Aspergillaceae
Exons: 1
Coding region: 1-342 (113 amino acids)
Source: RefSeq, a predicted model, not a curated record